Molecule: messenger RNA, 1045 nt
Organism: Sphaeramia orbicularis (orbiculate cardinalfish)
Lineage: Eukaryota; Metazoa; Chordata; Actinopteri; Kurtiformes; Apogonidae
Product: RING finger protein 222-like
Exons: 1
Coding region: 112-744 (210 amino acids)
Source: RefSeq, a predicted model, not a curated record
CACACACUGACUGAACCGAACACACUCUGGAACACACACCUGACACCGGGGAUCGGAUAGUAGUUCCUCUAUAGGGCCAUUAUUAUUAUUAUUUUUUUUUUUUUUUCUUCCAUGGCCUUGUACACAGAAGAAGAAGAAGAAGAAGAAGAAGGGAAAGAGUGUCCGGUGUGUUAUGAGGGUCUGUCUGGCGCAGAGCGGACUUUAAGCUGCGGACACGUCUUCUGUCAUGACUGUUUGGUCAAAACACUGGUCAGCGUCACCACCGAUGGAAACAUCAGGGACACUAUCAUCUGCCCUAUCUGCCGACAUCUUACAUUCAUCAAGAAACAAAAGGAAGCGCUGGCAUCUUUAACCACAGAUAAGGAUGUAGAUGAAGGGCAGACCCUGGAGGUACCCCUACCUUUGCCGGUGGAGCGCAUCCAGAGCGCACGGCGCGCGUCCGGGAGCGCAUUACCGAGCGGUUGUCACUGGAUCGCUCGCUGUUUUAGGGGGAUUUCUGAACGGGUGCGCAGACAGAGGUUGGUCAGCCCCAGCCAUAAUACAUCCCAGAUCUUCAUCAUAAGCGCUCAAGGGCGACCCAUGGGUGAAGAGGAUGCGUUGAGCGUUGUGAUGACUGUGGUCCAACCCAACCGCAGACGAAGGCGCAGGGUUUGCACGACUGCGCGGUGCCUGCUGGUUUUACUCUCAGCAUUUACUGUCCUGGCACUUGUGGCUGCGACAUUACCUUGGAUUUUGUUGGCAUAGCAUGGGCGACAUGUUCAUGAAGACUACUGGAGUGCCAAUAUGGGGGGAAAAAAAUGAAGUGACAUGUAUAGGCCUGUGGAAAAACAAGGUCAUGUGUCCUGGAAAUCAAGCUCAUCAGUUCAAGGGAGUGUGAGGCAGUUUAUCUGGAGCAUUUCAGUGCGUGACCAACCCACUGAUACACUGAUCUACAAGUAAAAUGACUCCAUGCUUAACCCAUAAAGACCCAAACAGCCACUGGUGACCAAAGCCAUCUACUGAUCUGAACUGUUUAAUACCUGCUGAUCCAUUAAUUCUAUCAAUA